UUACCCCUCUUCUUACAACUCCAUUUCUGUUGGGGGGGCUUAUGGAGGCUUUUCACUGUGGGUAUGAUUGGUACCUUCCUUAUCACCAUUUGUGUGUUGAUUUCCAAUCUCCUGCAUGCUGUGUGGAGAACGUUAGUGUGUGAGUGGGUGGGUUUAGUUGCGCGUCACGAGCAGCGAGGCCCCUCUUUCAAGGAGCUCAUGGAGGAGUUCAAUCCAAGACAACUGGCUGUCAAACAGCUGAAGCGGCAGUUCCUUGACGCUCUGCAGGCCAACGAUUCCCUGGAGGUCAUGAAGAUUCUUCACACUGGGGAACUAGAGAUUGACACCGUUCUUGAGGUGGAUGACCCAAGCAUGCUGCUGGCCUCAUACAAGCAAGGUUACUGGCUGCCAGGCUACACACUGGAUAAGUCCUGGGCGACUGGUAUUCAUGUGUGUGUGAUGUACAAUGCGGUGGAAACAGCUCUGGUGCUCAUUCAGGAGGGUGCGGCUAUCAACCGGAAGCCCAACGGGAAGACGCCGCUGCACGUGGCCUGCGAGGCCUCCAACGCUGACUGUGUCGCCCUGCUAUUGGCUCACAGUGCCAAAGUCAACGGCCUGUCUCUGAGCGGACACACACCGCUCCACUACUGCAUCACAAGCCAGUCUGUGGCCUGUGCCAAGCUGCUCCUCUGCGAAGGUGCAAAAGUCAACAUGCCCAGCGACAACAAUGAGGCGGACACACCUUUACACGCAGCAGCCAGAUUUGGCGUCCCAGAGCUGGUGGCUCUCUACCUGGCCAAUGGAGCAGAUGUGAAUUCAGUCAACUCCCUGCAGGAGACUCCCCUGAUGACUGCGUGCUUCUGGGCUUUUAACGCUAAAGAGCAAUUUUACAGUGAAGAUCAUCAUCUUGUCUGUCGCCUUUUGCUGGACAACCAGGCAGACCCAAACCUCAGAGAAGAGGACAAUAAGACAGCCCUUCACAAGGCCGCCUGGAACUGUGAUCACGUCCUGAUGCAGAUGCUUCUGGAGGCCGGAGCAAACACACGGGCCGUGGACAUCAACGGCUGUGCCCCCAUCCAGUAUCUCCUCAAAGUGACAGACGUCAGGCCCAUGGCCAUACCUGAGCUCUGCUACCAGGCGCUGCUCAACCAUAACGCAGCGCGGAUUUACCCCCCACAGUUCCACAAGGUGUUGCAGGCCUGCUAUGACUGCACCAAAGCCGUCGAAGUUAUGGUCAACUCUUAUGAGCGCUUAAAGCCCACAAAGAAGUGGAGUGCUGCUAUACCUGAUGACUGCUACAAGCGUCACAAAGACUUCUACGACUCUUUGUUCGCUGUUUGCAGCAACACUCCCCGCAGCCUGCUGCAUCUGUCCAGAUGUGCCAUCAGAGCCAGCCUGUGGGAGGUCUGCCAGCGAGGUGUAGCACAGCUGCCUCUGCCCCCUCCCAUGAAGAGAUAUUUACUGCUGGAACCUGAGGGGAUACUGUACUGAUGAAGAGAAUAUUGUUUCCAAAAAAAUACCUGCUGUGUCUGAGGAAAGUCAGCCACCUGAUAAUUUGAUUAAAACAUCACUUCCUGUCUGCAGAGUUUGGAGAGUGAAAAUGCUGCUAGUUGGAGCUGCCACUAACAAGAGUGUCCUUUUUAUUUUUACACAACAUUCCCUUUUGUCUGGAACAUAAGACAUCCCUCUUUGGUGUUGGACAGUACUGAAAAGUUGGUUUGCGUGAGUGGAAAUGUAAUCACAUGACUUACUAUAAAACUAAUUGAUAUGGUGGUUUGAUGCAGGACAUGACAGAGAACGCCAUACAACUAAUUAAAAACGAUGAGUAACGUAGCAGGAUUGAUGGACAAGUGAGACAAAUCGCAUUUUACUGAUGAUUAUUGCUGUGCUAAUUACAAUAAUAAUUUAUAGUAACUAAUAAGUGAACAUUAUGGUCUGCUGUGUCACAUCAUCCCCUGCACACAACGUCUGUUUCUGUAAACACUGUUUUAUGUAAGUAUAAAAAUACAAUGUGUUUGACUUGCCUCUCU
Molecule: messenger RNA, 2009 nt
Organism: Notothenia coriiceps (black rockcod)
Lineage: Eukaryota; Metazoa; Chordata; Actinopteri; Perciformes; Nototheniidae
Gene: asb4
Product: ankyrin repeat and SOCS box containing 4
Exons: 6
Coding region: 64-1470 (468 amino acids)
Biological process (GO): intracellular signal transduction
Molecular function (GO): protein binding
Source: RefSeq, a predicted model, not a curated record